Labeo rohita (rohu) is the source of this 2378-nucleotide messenger RNA. RefSeq names its product angiotensin-converting enzyme. Lineage: Eukaryota; Metazoa; Chordata; Actinopteri; Cypriniformes; Cyprinidae. Gene Ontology annotation, biological process: proteolysis. Bases 16 to 2052 code for a protein of 678 amino acids. The transcript has 13 exons. Gene Ontology annotation, cellular component: plasma membrane. The record is from RefSeq and is a predicted model, not a curated record. Gene Ontology annotation, molecular function: metallopeptidase activity; peptidyl-dipeptidase activity.
UUUUGAAUUUUUAAGAUGCUGCUACCUCAUAUAUCUCAGAAAACGAGCAGAACUCAUUCUCACGUUUUGAAUCCCUCAGUUAAAGAAACAGAUGAGAUACUGGCCAAGAAGUUCUUAGACGAAUACAACAGCACCGCCGAGGAGGUCUGGAACGCUUACACUGAAGCCUCCUGGACCUACAACACUGACAUCACUGAACCCAACAAGGAGAUCAUGCUGCAAAGAAACUUGGAGAUGGCCAACCACACAAAGGUCUAUGGACUAGAGGCUCGUAAAUUCGACAGCAGCGACUUCCAGGACGAGUCGGUGAAGAGAAUCUUGACGAAACUGAGUGACCUUGAGAGAGCUGCACUUCCUGAAAAAGAGCUCAUAGAGUACAAUAAUUUGCUAGCAUCCAUGGAGACCAAUUACAGUGUAGCCACAGUCUGCAAAGAUGAAUCAACUUGUCUGCCUCUAGAUCCAGAUCUGACUAAGAUCAUGGCCGAGUCCAGGGAUUAUGACGAGCUGCUGUUCGCCUGGCAGGGUUGGCGUAAUGCCUCGGGCAGAGAGCUCCGUAGCGGCUACAAGAGAUAUGUGGAGCUUGCCAACUUUGCUGCACAGAGCAAUGGUCACACGGAUAAUGGGGCAUUCUGGCGUUCCUUGUAUGAGACCCCCACCUUUGAACAGGAUCUGGAGGCCUUGUGGAAAGAUCUAGAACCGCUCUACCUCAACAUUCACGCCUAUGUGCGCAGGGUCCUGUACAAGAAAUAUGGAGCAGAACGCAUCAACCUUAAAGGACCAAUUCCAGCUCAUCUGCUCGGAAAUAUGUGGGCCCAAACAUGGUCUGCUAUCAUGGACCUUGCCAUUCCAUACCCUGAUGCCACACAAGUGGAUGCCACGCCAGCCAUGAUUGCCCAAGGCUGGGACCCCAAGCGGAUGUUUGAGGAAUCGGACCGGUUCUUCACUUCUCUGGGUCUUCUGCCCAUGCCUCCUGAGUUCUGGAACAAGUCCAUGCUGGAAAAGCCGACAGACGGACGUGAAGUAGUCUGCCAUGCAUCUGCUUGGGACUUCUACAAUCGCAAAGACUUCAGGAUCAAGCAGUGCACGGUGGUGACCAUGGACGACCUCAUCACUGUGCACCAUGAGAUGGGCCACGUACAAUACUUCCUGCAGUAUAAGGAUCAACCCAUUUCUUUCCGCGACGGCGCCAACCCUGGAUUCCAUGAGGCCAUUGGUGACGUAUUGGCCCUGUCAGUUUCCACACCUAAACAUCUUCAGAGCAUUGGCCUGCUGGACAAAGUGGAGGACAAUCAAGAAAGCACCAUCAACUUUCUGAUGAGCAUUGCCUUGGAUAAGAUUGCCUUCCUGCCUUUUGGCUACUUGAUGGACCAGUGGAGGUGGAAGGUAUUUGACGGAAGGAUCUCAAGCUCAGAGUACAACAAAGAGUGGUGGAACAUGAGAAUGAAGUAUCAGGGAUUGUGUCCACCUGUACCACGCACUGAGGAAGACUUCGACCCUGGUGCAAAGUUCCACAUCCCAGCAAAUGUGCCUUACGUCAGGUACUUUGUGAGUUUUGUAAUCCAGUUCCAGUUCCACAAAGCCCUGUGUGAAGCCGCCGGUCAGCCAGCUCCGCUCCACAACUGUGACAUCUACCAGUCCAAAGAAGCAGGGAAACUCCUGGGUGAUGUGAUGAAGAUGGGCUUCAGUAAACCCUGGCCCGAAGCCAUGACUUUGAUUACCGGCCAGCCCAAAAUGUCAGUCCAGCCUCUGAUGGAGUAUUUCCAACCACUCAUUGUGUGGCUGGAGGAAGAGAACAAAAAGAACGGUGAUGUCCUGGGAUGGCCAGAGUAUGAUUGGACGCCUUACAAAAUCACUUCAGUGGUGGAAGAGAAGGCGCAAGCAGAAGUCAGUUUCCUGGGUAUGAAUGUGGACAAGGCAGGCGCUGCAGCAGGACAGUGGAUCCUCCUAGUUCUGAGCAUCGUCUUCCUGCUCGGCAUCAUCUACCUAGCCUACAGAUACAGGAAGACUAAACGCUUACAGGACAAAUCAAUGUCUCAGAUGGAGCUGAAGUAAAAUCCUUAAAUAGAAAUCCAUUCUAUUCUUACCACGCAGUCAUUACUUUUUGACAAAAUCCACCUCUUUUUGAAUGUAAUGUAUAUUUAUUAUUUUUGGUCAAAUUUGUUUGACUAUGCAAUGAAAAGUGACUUGUAAUUUAUUUGUAAAAAAGUUCAAUGUUUGACUGCUGUUUUCAGUUAUUUGUAAAGUCUUAAUUCUGUGCAUUUCUGAUUGAUUUUACUGGUAAACCUUUAUAGAAUAUGAAGAAUUAUACAGAUGUAUUAAGUCUUUAGUUUUUAAAAAACAAUUUAAUAUCAGUACAAUAUAAAAAAGACCUUACAGAC